UCCUUAGAUUCAAUCGGAACGACCGUCUAAAGCAAGCCCUUCCGGCUAAACAUGAGCCAGCAAAAGUAGUCCUCUCCGAAAGUAUUGAUAAACAGAUCGAAAGUGUCAAAUUUAAAGUGUGGUGAAAGUUUAAAAAUUUCAUAACAGUGCGCAGCAAUCCGUGAACAAGAAGUCCGUCCGUCGUAGAGAAAUGUCACUGCUUGUAGCACGACGUGUGGGGAACCUUAUAAAUGUGCGCUUCACGCGACUGAUAAGCACGCACACCACGCCACUGUUUGCGAAGGAAAACUACGACUAUGACCUGGUGGUCAUCGGUGGCGGCUCGGGCGGUCUGGCCUGCGCCAAGGAGGCGAUCCAGUUUGGCGCCAAGGUGGCCGUGCUCGACUUUGUGGUGCCGUCGCCCCGUGGCACCAAGUGGGGCCUCGGCGGAACCUGCGUGAACGUGGGCUGCAUCCCGAAGAAGCUGAUGCACCAGGCGUCCCUGCUCGGCGAGGCCAUUCAUGACUCGCAACCGUACGGCUGGAAGUUUGCCGAGCCGGCGUCGGUCAAGCACGACUGGGCCACGCUCACCGAGUCGGUCCAGAACCACAUCAAGUCGGUCAACUGGGUGACGCGGGUGGAUCUGCGCGACAAGAAGGUGGAGUACGUGAACGGGUUCGGGUACUUCAAGGACGCGCACAACGUGGUGGCGGUCAUGAAGAACAAAACGGAGCGCGUGCUGAGCACCAAGUACGUGGUGAUCGCCGUCGGAGGUCGUCCCCGGUAUCCGAACAUUCCGGGAGCGGAGGAGUACGGCAUCACCAGCGAUGACAUCUUCAGCCUGCCCCAGGAACCGGGCAAAACGCUGGUGGUCGGUGCCGGCUACAUUGGCUUGGAGUGCGCCGGAUUCCUGAAGGGUCUGGGCUACGACGCCACCGUCAUGGUGCGAUCGAUCUUGCUGCGUGGAUUCGACCAGCAGAUGGCGACCAUGGUUGGCGACGCCAUGGUCGAGAAGGGCAUCAAGUUUAUGCACAAGACUCAGCCCACGUCCGUGGAGAAGCAGGAGGACGGACGCCUGCUGGUAAAGUACGCCUCGGACGAGGGUGUGGAAGGUUCGGACGUUUACGACACCGUCCUGUUCGCGAUUGGCCGCACCGCCUGUACCAAGGAUCUGAAGCUGGACCAGGCCGGCAUCGUUACCGCCGAAGGUAACAAGUCGGACAAGCUUGACGUUACCGUGCAGGAGCAAACCAACGUCGACAACGUCUUCGCCGUCGGUGACGUCCUUUACAAGAAGCCGGAACUCACCCCGGUUGCGAUCCAUGCCGGUCGUCUGCUGGCACGCCGCCUGUUCAACAACCAGUCCGACGUGAUGGACUACACCGAUGUGGCCACCACCGUCUUCUCACCCCUUGAGUACGGCUGCGUCGGACUGAGCGAGGAGGACGCCGAGGCCAAGUACGGCAAGGAAAACGUCGAGGUGUACCACGCGUACUACAAGCCAACCGAGUUCUUCGUCCCGCAGCGCAGCGUCCGCUACUGCUAUCUGAAGGCCGUGGCUCUGCUCGAGGGCGACCAGAAGGUGCUCGGACUGCACUUCCUCGGACCCGCCGCCGGUGAAGUCAUCCAAGGAUUUGCCGCCGCCGUCAAGUCCGGCCUCACGAUGAAGAUCCUGAAGAACACCGUCGGCAUCCACCCGACGGUCGCGGAGGAAUUCACGCGUCUGCUGAUCACCAAGAGCUCAGGACUGGAUCCUACUCCGGCCACGUGCUGCAGCUAAGCUGGAAGGCACCCUAAAACAAACACACACAUUCGCCUCUUGAUGCUCGUGUACUUGUUGUAAUACGGUAGGAAGCAGGGUGCAGGUCGCAAUCAAAUUGUGACUGUUCUAUUCUCGGCUCUAGUAGAUAAACAAAUUGAUAAACCCCCACUUUUUUGUUUGCACGUACUAAAUUUGCAGUUGCGCCGACAAAGUGUGAAUCGACUAGGCAGGCAGAAGGCAGUGAAGAAGAUUAUUAAAGUAAGCAAGCAUGCAAGUAGAAACACGAACAUACACAUACACUACAAACACACCAGCAGCAGUAUCAUUAUUAAUGUACUUUUCACAUGUAGGGAGCAAACCAUAUUUGUGAAUGCAAACUGAAAAUUGAUAAUAAAGAAACCAACACGCAGUGUAGAA
This is a messenger RNA of Culex pipiens pallens (northern house mosquito), 2158 nucleotides long. RefSeq names its product thioredoxin reductase 1, mitochondrial. The coding region runs from base 191 to 1759 and encodes 522 amino acids. Gene Ontology annotation, biological process: cell redox homeostasis; glutathione metabolic process; cellular response to oxidative stress. Gene Ontology annotation, cellular component: mitochondrion; cytosol. The record is from RefSeq and is a predicted model, not a curated record. The transcript is spliced from 3 exons. NCBI's taxonomy places the organism in Eukaryota, Metazoa, Arthropoda, Insecta, Diptera, Culicidae. Gene Ontology annotation, molecular function: glutathione-disulfide reductase (NADPH) activity; flavin adenine dinucleotide binding; thioredoxin-disulfide reductase (NADPH) activity.